Molecule: messenger RNA, 1863 nt
Organism: Contarinia nasturtii (swede midge)
Lineage: Eukaryota; Metazoa; Arthropoda; Insecta; Diptera; Cecidomyiidae
Product: vanin-like protein 2
Exons: 10
Coding region: 7-1806 (599 amino acids)
Source: RefSeq, a predicted model, not a curated record
CGUUCAAUGAUUUUCUUCAAUUUAAUUCAGUUCGUUCUAAGAACUUAUUGUGUUGAAGGUGUCUCCUAUUAUAAAGAGUAUUCAGAUCGUCUAUUUGAGAAUAAACCAAGAAUGUUUGAUCAAAAGUUGCUUACGAUCUUUUCGAUCAUUUCUGUGACUUUGAUUGUGAGCAUCGAUGGAGCGCCCAAAAAAAUUCUUAUUCCAGUCGCUACGCAGUUAGUCAAUAUUGCAACACAAGGGAAAACACCAAUAUCAACUCCAAUACAAAAGACACAAAAGAUAUUAUCGAAUCCAGCGAAGGGGACUUCUACUGGAUACAGAAAACAAUCAACAGGAUACCAUAAAUCAAGUGAUCCGCUGCUUCAAAAAACUAUCCUGUCAACGUUGACAAAGCCGAAGGCUCCAACUUAUAAAGCGGCUGUAGUUGAAGUGAAUCCGGUUGCUAGAGGUGACACUAUCGAAGGUGUAGCCAAAGUUACAAAACAAGUCGUCGAUAUAAUUGAAUCAAAAGAUUUAAAUGGUGUAGAUAUUGUGGUUUUACCGGAAGGAAUUUUGAAUACGGCGAAUACUGCAAUUCCACUGCCAAACAGCACUUUGUACUGCGAUGAUCCGAAUGCUGAUGCCGUGUUACGAAAACUUUCAUGUGCAGCACAAAAGGCCAAAAAAUAUGUUGUAAUCAAUUUAUAUGCCAAUGAAAAAGAUGAACAUUUUUCUACACAUCUCUACAAUAUGGCGAUCGUUUUCGAUCGACAAGGCACUGUUAUUGCGAAGUAUCGAAAAUAUCAUUUAUUUGGUGAACGUGGUGUUGAGCGCCCAAAAGUGCCGGAUCUUACUACGUUUACAACGGAUUUUGGUGUGACAUUCGGCGUUGCCAUUUGCUUUGAUUUGAUGUUUGCGAAUCCAAUGGAAACUCUAAUCGCUCAUGGAAUCAAAAAUUUUGUUUAUCCCACGUAUUGGUUUUCCGGUCUACCAUAUUUAUCUUCUGCUCAAUAUCAGCAAAGUUGGGCCUAUGCGAACAAUGUUAACUUAUUGGCAGCAAAUACGAAUGCGCCCAAUAUCGGAUGUUCAGGCAGCGGAAUUUAUAGUGGACGAUCUGGGGCGUUGGAGGUUUUUGUUAGCUUAACACCAGCAACAAAAGUACUAAUUGCAGAUGUUCCAACGAAUGUAUCAGCAGAUCAUUCAGGAAAAAUGAAACCAAUCAAGAAAUUAAUGGCAAAUGAAAAACUUUCAAAAUCUCGAUCAAUAAGUACACAGGACGUUGCAAACUUUGGACGAGAAGAUUUUUCAAAAUAUUCGAUGAAAUUUUUGGACUUUUCCAAUAAUCCCAUCCAAACUGGAGAGAUUUGUAUCGAUGACUUUUGCUGUGAAUACUCAAUUGAAGUCAGCGAUCUUGGUCAAUUAAAGGGAAAGUCAAGUUAUUCGUAUGCGAUAUCCGUGUUUCAUGAUCUUCGUCAUUUCAAAGACAAAAAUACUUCAAAAGCCGGUCAAGAUGUGUGCAGUCUGAUCGCUUGCAUCAAGAAUUCAAAAGAAAAUUGUGGAAUAAUGAUUCCCAUUUCGAAAGUACACCAUCGAUACAAUUUCAAAAAAAUACAGCUGGAAACCAAACUUCCAAAGACUCACAUGAAAGUAAUGCCAAGCACACUCUCAACCGAUUUGCAACCAUUCCAAGCGAACGAUUUCGAUUUCAAAUUAUCGGAAAUAAAAGAAGCCAACAAGUAUGCAGCUUCAUUAAGUUUGAAUUCACCAAAACAAGAUCUAUUCACAUUUGCAAUUUUUUCGAGAGACUAUGACAGAGACUCUGCGUAAAGGAUCCAAAUAUUUAUAUAUUCCAUAAUAAUCAAUAAAUAUUGUCAUUGGUUUUUA